Messenger RNA from Lytechinus pictus (painted urchin), 2105 nucleotides. Its product is annotated as cytochrome P450 4F6-like. The coding region runs from base 152 to 1666 and encodes 504 amino acids. Gene Ontology annotation, molecular function: monooxygenase activity; iron ion binding; heme binding. Lineage: Eukaryota; Metazoa; Echinodermata; Echinoidea; Temnopleuroida; Toxopneustidae. The record is from RefSeq and is a predicted model, not a curated record. The transcript has 7 exons.
UCUGGUGUCCGGUUAACCUGAACUUUGAUCUCAAUCGGAAGAUCAUUUUAAGUAGGCCUAUAUAUUGCGAUUCAACAAUUAUCUUCUAUUUCAUUCCAAGUUCUUGAUCUAGAAGGUACCAGUCCUGCGGUUAAAAAGACUAGUACCAACCAUGGCAUUUUGGAAUGUUGGUCCAGUGGCAGUUCUGAUAUUAACAGUGAUCAUCAUUUCGUUUGGAUACAAAUGCCUACACUGGAUGAUAGCAGCAUGGGGAGAACUGAAGAGGAUUAUGCAUAUUCGACGCACUCUUCCAGGCCCCAAACCUCACUGGUUGUUCGGCAAUGUCCUGCAAGAACCUGGACCACUAACUCCUGGAUUUGAGUGGCAUCGUAACAUGGCUAAGAACUAUCCAAGACUCCAUGUCUUCUGGGUAGCUUGGAAACCUUUGGUUAUACCUACUCACCCAGACACAGUGAGGAAUAUAUGCAAUGAUAAAGUUGGCACGGUCAAGAGUCCUCUGUAUGGUCUAUUUGAAGAAUGGUUGGGUAAUCCUAUGGCUACUUCAGAUGGUGACCUGUGGAAGAGGCACAGAAGGCUCAUAACAAACACUUUCCAUUUCAACGCUCUCAAGAACUACAUCCCCAAGAUAAAUAAGGUUGCAGACACCUUGAUUUCCGUUAUUUCACAACGGAGCGAGAAAGAAGAGUCCCUAGAACUUCAUAAAACUACGAGUGCUUUUGCCAGCGAUGUCAUCCUACAAUGUGCCUUUUCCUUCGAAUCUGAUUGUCAGGAACGUGAAUCGGAAUACGCAAAAGCUGUUGCUACUCUAACAGAUGUUGUCACGAAGAGGACAAUGAAUCCUCUUCUUCUAUACGAGUUUUUCUUCCGACGGUCUUCAAUAUACAAGGUUUGGAGAGAGAAAAUCAACAUCCUACACACACUCCAGGAAAAACUCAUAUCAGCUCGUAGGGAACAACACCAAAAUACUGGGUGUACGGAAUUUAAGAAAGGAAUGGACUUCUUGGACACGCUCCUGUUAGCAAGUGAUGCACGCGGUGGUCUAACUGAUAAAGAAAUGAGAGAUGAGAUUAAUAGUUUCAUCUUUGGUGGGGUUGAUACGACGUCAAGCGCCCUCACUUGGCUGAUAUACUUGUUGGCUACUCAUCCAGAAUACCAGACCAUGGUUCAGGAGGAAGUUGAUGAACUCUUCAAGGAUCGUGAGAUUCCUGAAAUUCGCAGUGAAGAUCUUCAUGGUACUCCUUUUCUGGUGAAAUGCAUCAAGGAAAGUCAGCGUAUGUACUCGUUCGUAUCGCCAGGCCGCCUCUUAACCGAGCCGUUGGUUGUCGAUGGUCUAACCGUACCGGCUGGGACCGAGAUUGUUAUUUACACGUACCAACUCCAUCACAAUCCUGAUGUGUGGGGAGAUGACCACAUGUCAUUCAAACCAAGCCGCUUCGAUCGCGAGAACGUCGAGGGUCGAGAUCCCUUCGCCUUUCUUCCUUUCUCCGCUGGAGCGCGCAACUGCAUUGCGCAGCAGUUCGCGCUUCAGGAGAUUCAAAUAGCCGCGAUUCGAAUUUUCGACAAGUUUGACUUUUCUUUGGUACGAGACUCCACACCAGUCUUCAGAGUAGUCAGUGCGCCACAGGAUGAAAUACUUCUUGGUAUUCAUCCUCGGAAUAAAAACUAAAGUUGACUAUAUGGAUCCAUCAAUCUCCAAUUAAGUUACGGUCUAUGUAUCUUUUAGCUCGAUAUAUUAUAUGGUACAACAAAUUGCGUUUGAUCAAAGGACUUACGCUGUAGUUGGAAUCUAACUAAAUUUCUUCCAACCUAUCAAUAGACCCGUAGCUAUAUGUUUUAUAUACAUUUUACCCCAAAUAAUCAUUUAUCUUUAUAGCUGGCCAUUUUCAAACAUGGAGCGGCAGCUCACUUCCAUGUUGCCGUAUGCCCACCCUCCUUCAAAUACAUGUAGAACCAAAACUUAGGUAUCACAUUUUUAUGAAACACAUUGACUUAGGCUGAGUUCAUUCCAAUACGUUAUUCUUUAAUUGGAGUUUGUAACAAUCAAAACAAAGCAAUAGGCCAUUAGGAAUGGCCUACCAAAAUGAAUAAAAACUGAUCAAAAACUU